AGGUUACCGCUAAGUGCGAGCGAGAUGGUGCAUCAAGGUGCAAACAUAUUCCGGAAACGUCUGGCGUCAGUUGAAGAGAAACUCUUGUAGGAGGUUGACGUUUCAUGUUUUAUUUGAUUUAAAAGUGUAUCGAAUUAAGUGCAUACAAGUGGUAAUUUAAAGUGUUGUAAAUGAAAUUGGUACAAAAGUGUGUGCAUUAAGGAAUAUGCAAUUUUAUUAAGUGAAGUGCGCUUUUCGGAUUGUUUGUGACGGCGACUGUUAUUGGAUGUAUUGGAGUGAUGGUGUGAAGGCGCAUGGGCGGGGGCGGGGGGUGCGCGGUGCUAGAAGCGGCGGCGCGCGGAGACGCGGCGCGGCUAGCCAGCCUUCUGCGCGCGGUGCCGCAGCAACGAGACGCCACAGACGAGAAUGGUUGCAGCGGCGUGCAGCGCGCGGCGGCGGACGGACACGUGGAUGCGGUGCGACUGCUACUCGAGCACGGCGCAGACCCCAACAAGCAGGACCUUGUGCACGGCAACACUGCAGCGCACGAGGCGGCGUGGAAGGGGUAUUCGCGAUGCGCGGCACUUCUCGCGCGGGGCGGAGCGGAGUUGCGCGCGCGCAACGCAGCCGGCUUCGCUCCGCUGCACCUUGCCUGCCAGAACGGACAUAACCAGACAUGCCGGGAGCUGCUACUCGCUGGUGCACAGCCCGACUUACAGAACAAUUAUGGUGAUACGUCCCUGCACACAGCUGCGAGGUACGGCCACGCCGGUGUCACUCGUAUCCUCAUCUCGGCGCAGUGCAAAGUCUCCGAGCAAAACAAAAAUGGCGACACGGCUCUGCAUAUCGCAGCGGCGAUGGGCAGACGCAAGUUAACCAGAAUAUUACUAGAAGCGGGCUGCGAUAAAUCUUUAAGAAACCAUCAAGGGGAAACCGCACGAGAUAUCGCUACUAGAAAAGGUUUAGAAGAGAUCAUCAACAUUCUGAACACGCCAGUAGCGAAGCAACAAAAGAAAAAAGAUAAGCACAGAGACAAAAGCAAAGAGAGGACGAUUGAUGAACCGGAUGAUGGCAAAAAGAAAGAUAAAGGCAAAGAUAAAAAGAAAAAGAACGUAACCUUCGAAACGACACCACCGCCCGUACAAUGGUCGCCUUACGGCUGCCAUUACUAUCCCGAUCCGAAGUAUUUCCCCAAACCCAAACUGAGCUCGCUACCCACCGAACCUUUAAAAAAAGGCGAGCAGUACUUUUUGGAUUUGGCGGGAAACAUAAAAAAAGGUCCGAUAGGAGCUGGUUACACUUGUUACUGUGCCCCCUUCUUUAAGCACAUGGAAGAAAAAUUGAACGAAGACAAGAAAGAUUUAAAACGACACAUUGACAAAGCUCACGAAAAAUUGGACCAAAAAGUAACAGAUUUGGAAAUGAAAACUCAAGGGCAGAUUUCCGAAUUAACGAAAUUCGUAGCCGCGGAGAGAGCGCUGUGUAAAGAAAGACAUAAACAUUUGGAGCAGUGGAUCACAAGAGGAAUGAUGUUCAGAGCUUCUGAAAGAACAAGGAAACUUGACUUUAGUCCGAAAGGGUCCAUAGAUAUACCACCUAUUAAAAGAACGAGAAGUCUAGAAUUAUUAGACGUAAACUCAGGAGACUGGAACAAAGUUGAUAGAAUUAUAAAGAGCUUCAAUGAAAAUACUGAACAAUUCGAAAAUACCAAAGAGUUAAACGAGAGUAAGGUGACAUCUAAGAGCACAGAAGGCUUAGACAGUAGAUCCCCAACGAGUCCAAGAAGGAGGCAUCUUCUUAAGUGUUCUCGAAGUAGCGACCAACUAGACGCCGGGCCGAGUAACUAUAGACCUAAUCACAUAUGUGAUGAAGAAAAUCGUUUGCAAAAUGUUACAGCAGAGGUACAUAUUAAAGCAAAUCAAAAUGUUACCUCGGAAUCACCAGUUUCUAUUGAAAUUCAAGGUAUUACAGAAAGAUACGCUUUACCAAGUGAACCGUCUAUUCCUAAAUCACCAGGCAGCAGUAAUCGACAAUCAGAUUUUAAGGCGAGCGAUUCCGAAGGUGACGUAAGGCAUAGAAGCAAUCACCAGGAAAUCACGCAAACGCCACCUCAAUGGAAAAGUCAAGUGCUCCAGAGAACUGCUGAGGAUAUCAGAAAACGAGUAAUGUUAGAGAAAGAGAUGUCAAAUGUAUUGACAAGAAAUUCAAAAUCUCUUGACAUAUCACAUGAUGGCUAUGUAAAGCUACACAAACAAGUCAGUUAUCCACCUAGAGACGAUAACUGCAUAGAGAGGGAGCAGAGAAAAUCCGUUCAAGAACUAGUGGCUCAAGUAGAACAUCAACAGAGGUGUACCUCACCUGAAAGAAUGCCUCUAACGAAGAAAACACCCACCGACUUUCAUGAAGUUCCUAUUGUUCAGCCUAAAACACAUCCUGGCAUCCUUAAAAUGCCACAGCAACCGCAGAGGCCGGCUCCCGUUUUAAAAGAAAAACCUCCAAAAAGCAAAAGAUUUAGUUUACACAACCUAAUACCAUUCCCGACAAGAAAAACAUUUCAAACACCACCCAAAGAAAACGGCAACAAUUCUGAAAGUAGCGACGAAGAAGAUACUCCAAUAAGAACUUCCAAUCAACCGGGACCCAUGAGAAAUUCCAAUUUACUUCAAACCCUUCCGAUGCCAAAUUAUGAAACAAUGUCCAGUAAAUCCCAUUCACCUGCGCCGCAACAAGCCCAGCCGCAAAGCAAGCCUUACCACGGGGAAGACAUUCGACCCAUGAUUCCUAAAGACGCAUAUUUCCAUGAGCUUCCUAACAGACAAAUCAAUCACCAAAUGCCUUACAGAGAAAUAGACAAUCACCCGGUGACUCAGUACCCUUGUCAGUCUCAAUACGAUUACAACGAACCGGGACUUCCCCAGACGCAAAUAGAAGGACGCAACAGAAAUCCCCUGUACCACCAUCAGACGGGAGUUUUCGACGCAAUGAUGCAAGAUCAUAUAAUGAGAGAAAUGGACCGGAUACCGCAUCGGUACGGCGAUCAUUUAGACCAAAAUACGGAGAUCGAAAUCGCCAAUCAAGCGGAACAUUUCGGCGGUUACUACGGUAACCGUCCACCGGUAUAUCCAAACUUUAGGGGCAAUCCACACGGCGCGAGAAAACCAACUCCAGACCACAAUCUCCUUCACAGCCGCUUGCAAUCCUUGGCGAUUAACACACAUUUAACUGAAACCCAGAGUCAAACGGACAGAGAGUCUCACAAUGACUCUGGGUACAGCACAAAAGUGUAUGGAAGUUCUCAAGGACCAUCGCCGAGCCUGUCCGGCCACGUGGAAGGAUCUGAUAAUCUCUCCGGACAAAGAGUAAAUAUACUACCCUCAGGGAAGGGUAUUGGACACAUUGGCACUUCUAGUUUGGUUUAACGUUAAUACUCAUUUUCUAUUUGUUAACUUCAAAUCUAAGUCAAACUUUACAUGACGUAGUUUAAUUACUUUUUAAUUUUCUAUUAAUAAGUACAAAAUAUUAAAAUCAAGCACUUAAAAGGUCAUAAAAAAUAAAAGUACAAAUGAAAUUUAAAUUUAUUGUUGCCAUGUAUCAAGAAUUAAUAGAUUAAAAAUUAAUAUAUAAUAAUGUAAGGGUUGCCUUAUUGAUUGUAAAAAUGUAAAAAGUGCUAAAUAAGAUAAUCCUGAAUUAAGGGGAGAGAAUUAUUGUUUUGUGUAUUUACUUUUGUAUUUAUUGUGUUUAUUUUAUAAAGGUUUGUAUAUUAAUUAAAUAAAUGCACUUUUGAAGUGUCAUCGAGCAC
Molecule: messenger RNA, 3778 nt
Organism: Papilio polytes (common Mormon)
Lineage: Eukaryota; Metazoa; Arthropoda; Insecta; Lepidoptera; Papilionidae
Gene: dgo
Exons: 5
Coding region: 294-3398 (1034 amino acids)
Molecular function (GO): protein binding
Source: RefSeq, a predicted model, not a curated record